Molecule: messenger RNA, 1685 nt
Organism: Otolemur garnettii (small-eared galago)
Lineage: Eukaryota; Metazoa; Chordata; Mammalia; Primates; Galagidae
Gene: CA7
Product: carbonic anhydrase 7
Exons: 7
Coding region: 415-1041 (208 amino acids)
Biological process (GO): regulation of intracellular pH
Cellular component (GO): cytoplasm
Molecular function (GO): zinc ion binding; carbonate dehydratase activity
Source: RefSeq, a predicted model, not a curated record
GUGUGCGGGGACCUCGGGGGAGCUGGGCUCCGCGUGGGCAAGGGCGCAGUGUCCCCAGGAGAGUUUCCCCGCAGAAGUGUCCAAUCUGCCUUGUCGGCUGGUACGUGGGGGAAGGGGGUGUUUGGGGGCGGACGCAUGUGUCUGGGUGUCUAUAGCAAGCAGAGUGUUUGAGCACGUCUGAGGAGUGGGAGCCAGCGGCCCACACUAUCCUCCUGCUCUGACCAGGAAGAUUGCUCCUUCACCUUGCCUCAGUUUCCUGAGGAUGCAGACAGAGAAGAGGCAGAAAGCCCCUCGCAUUGGCACAAGCUGUAUCCCAUUGCCCAGGGAGACCGCCAAUCACCUAUCAAUAUCGUAUCCAGCCAGGCUGUGUACUCCCCCAGCCUGCGGCCACUGGAGAUUUCCUAUGAGGCCUGCAUGUCCCUCAGCAUCACCAACAAUGGCCACUCUGUCCAGGUAGACUUCAAUGACAGCGAUGACCGAACCGUGGUGACUGGGGGCCCUCUGGAAGGGCCUUACCGCCUCAAGCAGUUCCACUUCCACUGGGGCAAGAAGCAUGACACGGGUUCAGAGCACACAGUGGACGGCAAGUCCUUCCCCAGUGAGCUGCAUCUGGUUCACUGGAAUGCCAAGAAGUACAGCACCUUUGGGGAGGCAGCCUCAGCCCCUGAUGGCCUGGCUGUAGUUGGCAUCUUUCUGGAGACAGGGGAUGAGCACCCCAGCAUGAACCGUCUGACAGAUGCACUCUACAUGGUUCGGUUUAAGGGCACCAAGGCUCAGUUCAGCUGUUUCGACCCCAAGUGCCUCCUGCCUGCCAGCCGGCACUACUGGACCUACCCCGGCUCCCUGACAACUCCGCCACUCAGUGAGAGUGUCACCUGGAUUGUGCUCCGGGAGCCCAUCCGUGUCUCUGAGAGGCAGAUGGAGAAGUUCCGAAGCCUGCUUUUCACCUCAGAGGAUGAUGAAAGGAUCCAUAUGGUAAACAACUUCCGGCCACCACAGCCACUGAAAGGCCGUGUGGUCAAGGCCUCCUUCCAGGCCUGAGCUGCCCAGCUGGCCACUAGGGCAACAUCUUCCCAAGGGCUUCCACGUCAGCAGACACCAAACCAUCUGAGGCUUCCUGCCUGGGGGGUGCUAUGGACCCCUCUUCAGCCAGCUUGCUCCUUGACGACCCUGGAGGCUUCUUGAUGGGACCCUAGAGUUUGGGGCACCCGUCAGCUGCUCUGGGGACAGGAAGGACAGGAGUUGAGCAGGGGUCCAAACCUGGGGCUGCCUCUGCUCUCUACGACCCAAAGGCCCCUGGGAACCUUCUUUUGUCUUCCCCACUGGUAGUGGCAGCUACCCCAUCCUGAGCUCACACUGUGAUGGAUGCGACCAAGCUCCCUGGAGUAGGCAGCUGGCACUUCCAGAAAGACUCAAGCAAUAAUUAGAGGUGGGCAGAGCUGCCCUCUCGGCAUUACCUCUUCUGCAGGCCUCUGCCAUGCACGCACCUCACUGCCGGGCCAUUAAAAUCAGCACCCAGCCCGCUGGAGGUGACUUGGCCUUCUCCCUCCAGCCUCCUGCUACCAUAGGCAGGCUCUGGCUACAGCUUAUGUAGUAUCUCCCCUUGUCCCCACCCAGCCACCAAAGCCACCUACAUAACAAUCCAUUCAUGUUUAAUUAAUAAAUUCAUGUAUCCAUGCAACAAA